AUGGUAUAUGGAAAACACAUCAAAGUUUCCUGUCAGGUUUGUAUUAUAGGUCAUAGGACCAAAACGUGUAACCAUAAAUCAAUCAUUGAAUCAGACGAUCCAGGAUAUAAUGGACACAGAGGUUGUUUAGAAGUCAUUUCCAAGAAAGGAAGAAGGAAAUCAAGAGUCCCAGAUCGAAUUGAUGGUGUUGGAAACACAAAAGAUGAUGACAUUGUAACAUUAAAUCCCAAUAAUGAUAAAUUCAUCUUGAUUGAAGCUAAAUUGGUCCCCAAACUUAAUGAAUGGUGUCCAAAUAGUCAAAACUCUAGAUAUGAAUGUUGUUGUAAGAAAAAAUCAAAAGAAUUAUACAUUAAUGAAGAAACUUCUAGUUUUUUAAGAGUUCCACAAUAUUGUGAUUUUACUUCAAUUGAAGAUGCAAAGAAGAUUGGUACACCUGUUAGUUACAAAGAUUUACCAACUGAUUUCUUGGAUAAGGAUGUGAACUUCCAUUCUAUUGCUAAACUUUAUCCUGAUAAAUCAGAUUAUCCAAAUCAAGCUGGUAAUAUAAAUGCACAAUCAACAAACAAUACAUCAUCACAAUUAGCUCAGAAUGUCCAACUCAAUAACAAUAUGAUUCUAUCUGAAUUACUUAAUACCAAUCCAAUCAUUCCAAUUUUCGAUGCCAAAUUCAAUUAUCAGAUUCAUAGUUCUGAAGCGGCUGCUCGAUUAGACUCUUUUUUAAAUGGUAACACUGAUCAACAAGAUAAUAAUAAUCAAGGUACAGAUCAAGGUACAGAUCAAAAUAUCGAUCAAGAUAUUAAUCGAAUUUACAAUAAUUUACAAUUUAUUUAUAAUCAAAAUCUCAUUAACAACAAUCAUCAUUACAACUUGUUCAAUAAUAUUCACCUUAUCACAUGUUUGUUAAAUUCCUAUGAAAAUUUGAUUCAAAAUAACAUUCGUCGUAAUAAUAACGAUCAUUCCAUCAUCAAUGAUAACACCAAUCAGAAUUCUGAUGUCUUAAAUCACAAUAAUCAACGCUUCGUUGAUGUGAAUACUUCAGACAGUCCUGUUCACAACAAUCCUUUAGCAAAUGACAAUGAACAGGGUAGUUCAAUGUCAACAAAUGCAAGGCCUCAUCAACCUUCAAAUCAACAUCAAAACGAUACGCGUAUUGGUAACCAGAACCAGAACCAUAUAAGAAAUACUAGACAAUGGGAAUUUGUUUUCGAAGAUCCAUCCAAUUAUCCUGAUUUCUGA
Hansenula ciferrii is the source of this 1236-nucleotide messenger RNA. RefSeq lists its product as uncharacterized. Lineage: Eukaryota; Fungi; Ascomycota; Saccharomycetes; Phaffomycetales; Wickerhamomycetaceae. Gene Ontology annotation, biological process: regulation of DNA-templated transcription. Gene Ontology annotation, molecular function: DNA-binding transcription factor activity; copper ion binding; DNA binding. Gene Ontology annotation, cellular component: nucleus. The record is from RefSeq and is a predicted model, not a curated record. The coding region runs from base 1 to 1236 and encodes 411 amino acids. The transcript has a single exon.